CGGAGGCAUUAGGAAAUGUCAGGCUGGUAGGAAAUUCAUCGAUGUUAUGAAGGUAUGACAGCUGAGAUUAAAACUCAAGUGAUGUCCUAGCCUUUAGAUUGUCAAAGGAAAGUGACAGUGGCAUCUAAGGAUGGAAAAAGUUUGUUUUAACGUCGACGUUACAGAUUUUUAGGAAGACAUUUCACAACACGCAAUACCGUCCACAGCGUGGGACAUUUUUUUUUCUGGACGUCCCAUUUGCGGAAGUGUCAUCAAACUUAAAGGAGUUGGCCGGCCAGCCUAAUGGAUUUCCUUUUCUGUUUACUACGACGAUUACACAGCCGAAUAUGACAGGUUGUUGUGUUGUGUCAUCAGGAUAUAGAUUGCGGACAGGUUAUACUAGCUAGGAUCUUAUCGGAGCACAGAUGGCCUCAGUAACACAGAAAAGAAAUGGCAUUUGUGGUAUUGCCUAAUCAAGGUGUGGUAUUCCAUCUCAAGAAAACAUUCAACUAGUGAUGGCCCCGAAAAGGGGGUAGUCGUCACAGUGUUGAUUUAUAUUGCCAGAAAUCUAAUUAAGGACAGCUGAGCAAAAUGGGGAACAUAUGCAAAAAGUUGUUCUUCACAAACAAACCAGGGCCCAAGGUCCGGACAGUUGUUCCUAAUCUGACUCAGCCAGAAAAUUUACCUUACCGCCACAAAAACCAUCCUAACAGAGAGUAUCCGUCCAAUCGUGUCAAAACCACGAAGUAUACCAUUCUGACGUUUUUACCCAAGAAUCUUUUUGAACAGUUUCAUCGUUAUGCAAACAUAUAUUUUAUGAUGGUGGUGUUGCUUAACUGGAUACCUGGUGUUUCUGCUUUUGGGAAAGAGAUCUCCAUGAUACCUCUCAUGUUUGUUUUAUCUGUGACUGCUGUUAAAGAUGCUUACGAAGAUUUCAGGCGCUAUCAGUCAGAUAAGCGUGUGAAUGCAGCAUCAUGUCGUCGUUAUUCAAGGUCAGAAGGGCGCUAUGUGAGGGCAACGUGGUGUGAGCUGCGGGUGGGGGAUUUUGUUCACCUGUCCUGUAACGAGAUUAUCCCUGCUGACAUCCUCCUCCUGCGCUCCAGUGACUCCUCCAACGUGUGCCAUAUAGAAACCAGUAACAUUGAUGGAGAAACCAAUCUCAAACAGCGCUUCACUGUCUCGGACAGCAGCAAUUCUGCUGAAAAUUUCAAACCUAUGAAAUUCACCCGUAGCAUAGAAUGUGAACUUCCAAGUACAGAUAUCUACAAGUUUCACGGAAAUAUUAUAUUAAAUGAAAAUCGGAAGAUUCCAAUAACCCAAAAUAACUUACUGCUGAGAGGAUGCGUAAUUCGGAACACAGACUUUGUGGAAGGGAUCGUCAUAUAUGCAGGUCCAGAGACGAAGGCCAUGCUGAACAACCGAGGCCCUCGGUACAAGCGCAGCAAACUGGAGAGGAGGAUGAAUAGGGAUCUGGCCUGGUGUGUCGUACUGCUGCUCUUCCUCUGCUUCUUCUGUGCCAUAGGCAGUGGCAUCUGGAUUGGGAACUACGCAGAUAUUUCAGCUGUACCUUUCAUCCCCCAGCAGCAGUUUGAUGACUUCAGUCCACUUUACCAGGGAUUUUUGGUCUUCUGGACAUAUAUUAUUAUAUUUCAGGCAGUGAUUCCAUUACCUCUCUACGUGUCGCUGGAGGUGAUUAAGCUGGUGCAGGUGUACUUCAUCCAGAAUGACAAGGAGCUCUACUAUGAACCCAUGGACAAGAGGUUGGAAUGUCGAGCUCUUAACAUCACAGAAGACCUGGGCCAGGUGGAAUACAUCUUCUCUGACAAAACAGGAACGCUGACAGAAAACCAGAUGGAGUUCAAGUCCUGUACGAUAGGAGGCAUUGACUAUCCUCAUGGUGAGAUGGAGGAUUCAGCCAGUGAGAUGAGGAGAAGCCGCCUUUCCAUGAGUAACAUCAGCAGAUGCAGUUCUGAGUUUUUGGACCUGAGGCUGGAACCAUCGCUUCAGAGAGACGUCUCCAUCAUGUCGCUGCGAACCCUGGACAACAUUGACAUUAUGGUGCCGCCCCAGACGAAACGAGUGCACGACUUCUUCCUACUCUUGACAAUCUGUAACACAGUGGUUGUCUCCCCUCAUUCCCAUCAGGAUCACUUGGAUGCCAGUGGUCUGAUCAUACAGAAUGGUGACGGUGGGAAUGACAGGCACCAUGGGGAUGAGAGCUUCCCUGCAGGCAGAUACCGUGGUUUGGAGAACGUGGGGUUUUCUGUGGAGGACGACCUGUCGUCGCGCGCCCGCACCCCGUCGGAGGGUAGCAUGACGGACACUUCUACCUCUAUACUCUCGGAGUCUACCCUGGAAGGACGGUAUGACGCAGAAAGCCCAGAUGAGUUGGCACUUGUCAAGGCGGCAAGCACAUAUGGCUGUCGUCUCCUCAAGAGGAUGCCUCACAGCGUGAUGGUGCUCUUGCCAGCAGAGGGCGUUGUAGAGUUUGACGUCCUGCACGUCCUUCCCUUUGACUCCGUCCGCAAACGCAUGUCUGUGAUAGUCAGAUGUCCUAACACCAAGGAGAUUAUCUUGUUCACGAAAGGUGCUGACAGUGCCAUCCUUAGUCAACUUAGCAGGUGUUACAAAGAGAAGGAAGAAGACAAGAGAGUUAUGGAGCUCACCCUGGACCACUUAGGCUCUUAUGCCAGGAAGGGCUUGAGGACACUUUGUAUGGCAAAGAGGGUUUUAGAUCCACAGGACUAUGAGAUAUGGAGACUCAAACACUUGGUGGCUGAGAACAGCAUGGAGGAUCAGGAGAAAAAACUGUUUGAUUCGGCCUGUAACAUCGAGAUGGACCUAGAAUUGCUAGGUGCGACAGGUAUAGAAGACAAGCUUCAGGAAGGCGUGCCAGAGACGAUAGCUAACCUGAGGAAGGCAGGCAUCAGGAUCUGGGUGCUGACUGGGGACAAGCAGGAGACAGCCAUUCAGGUGGCGUAUGCUAGUAAGCUGAUCUCAUCAGGUGAAGAACUGAUAAUCAUCAAUGCCAAAAACAAGGAGGAGACAUGUGACUUGCUUCAGCACCAUUUAGAACAAAUGGAGAAGGAUGCGGAGGCUACUAGUGGGGAAAGAACAAACUGGGUGGCCAAGAGAAGAUCCCCCAAGAAGAAGAAAGAACCUCCGAGGUCGGCCGCUCUGAUUAUUGAUGGGAUAACUUUGUCGUAUGCUCUUCAGCCUGACGUGGACAAGGCCUUCUUACAUCUGGCCAUGAGGUGUUCGUCUGUUGUCUGCUGUCGGUCUACUCCUAUACAGAAGGCUGCUGUGGUAAAAUUAGUGAGAGAUGAACUCAAACAGCUCACACUGGCUAUUGGUGAUGGUGCCAAUGACGUGAGCAUGAUCCAGACCGCUGAUGUUGGCGUGGGAAUCUCUGGCCAGGAGGGCAUGCAGGCAGUGAUGGCUUCGGACUUUGCUAUGGCUCGCUUCAAGUUCUUGGAGAGACUGUUACUGGUACAUGGGCACUGGUGCUAUGACAGGCUCGCCAGAUUCGCUCUGUAUAUGUUCUACAAGAAUCCACUGCCGAACUUCACGAUCUUCUGGUUCCAGAUCUACAGCGGGUUUUCUGGCUCGAUCACCAUGGAUCAGUACUACUUACUCCUCCUCCACGUUCUCUUCACAGCCUUUCCUCCUGCUGUCAAUGGCGUAUUUGACAAGGACGUCUCCGCCAAGACGCUCCUUACCAGACUGGACCUGUACAAAGUCGGCCAGGAGGGACGGAGUUACACAACGGUUCUAUUUUGGAUAUAUAUAUUGGAGACCUGGCUUCAGAGUAUAGCACUACAUUUUAUACCUCAUUUGGCCUAUGCUGGCAGUGAUGUGGGAUUGUGGGAAGUAGGGACCACAAUGACGGUCAGCCUCAUUUUAACCAUGCUGCUGUUCUUAGGGAUCGAAACCUGGUGCUGGACUUGGCUCCACUGGUGUACCCUGGUGGGCAGUUUCCUGAUGUACUGGGUAUUUGCCAUCAUCCUCGGAACAGUAUGUGUCACCUGUGACCCACCCUCCAACCCCUACUGGGUCUUACAGAACACUUGUCACCACACCUAUCACUCUGGCUGGUCGUCUGUCUCACCUGUACAGUCUGCCUAUUGCCCAGGUUUACGUUCAGAUGUCUGCAGACGAGUCUGUUUCCAAACGAUGUUCUCAAGGCUAGACUGGAUGAGAAACACGGGCUGAUAGGCAGAGGCACAAAGAAAAGGUCUACCCGUAGGGGUAGACCCAAAACCAAGCAAAACUUGCCUACAUCUCCCAGCUCUCCAUCACCUUUUCAAAACAAGUCUCACCUGGCUGCUAACGGGAACCGUCCGACCACCAGCAGCUCCGUGGAAGUUCAGGUGGAAGCAUAUCAAAACAGAGCCAUGGCCAAGAAUGCUGGCAGCACAAAGAUUCGGACUGUAGAAUCCAAAGAGUUGUAGUUCACCAGAAUCCUGAAAUGCAACACAAAUCAACCAAGAGGUGAACAAGUCAAGCUGCAGAAAGAACAGAACAAUAUGAAAUUGAGAGAGUUGCUGACCAAGAUCAGCUGUUAAACUUCUGUUUUUCCUCCGGAUGUUGUGUGAAGAAGAGAGACGAGGAGGAUUCUUACAAGCUCAAUGGUCUGAGCGUAUUGUCCAGUCAGCAGAAACUUUUGCCUAAAACAGUGUGAUAACAAAUGCAGGGAUGUUUUUGUAUAUUUGGGAUCAAAGCAUUCUUUUAUAUGACUAGUAUUCGUUAUGUUACUAGUAUUGGUUAUGUUACUAUUAUUGGUUAUGUUGCUCAAUGUGUGUGCUUAGUUACUGUAUUUGUGGUACUUUUGAAUGUGCAAUGAGCUAAAUGUACAUGUACAUGUUUGAUGCUAAAAACUGUGUUCCAUGGCAAUCUGUGCAUGGCAGAUUUUCCCAGUGUCAGAUACAACAGCAGGUCCACAUUUUCUCUGACAUCUUCCUGUUAUGGAGUUACACAAUUAAUCAGUAACAGAAAACAUAGCUGUCUCCUGUGUCAGAAUGUGACAUCAUGUGCCAUUGCCCCUGAUGUAAAGGUAAGCUCCCUUGAGGUCAGUUAAGCAUUGUAGCUGUAGCGGCUUGAAGCUUGCCUUGCGUUUAUAUCUGUGAGUAGCAGACCUUAGUUAUUUAUGUAUAUGAGAAGAGAAAUCAGUUGAAGGCCAUUUUCAUACAGUUGUCCAUAACUUUCUCCACCUCUAUAUCACACGUGUCAGAAGUGAUUUGCUGUGAAGAAUCUCACAUGAUUGACAUUCAAACAUAGAAUCACCAAUGCACAUUAUCUGUGGAGGUCCAUGAUUCAGGGAGGUUUCAUUGGAUUUGUGGAGUCUAAGAUCAAAAUAAACGGUUACCUAAGCUCCAAAUAACCUCUCGUUCAAAACCCAUGUCAUCCAAAACCCAUGUACUGUAAUUCUUCAACCUUUUCACAUGAUUACAAGGUCAUCUUAUUAGUUUGUAGUAAUGGCUCUUAAUAGUUUCCAGAUGUAUUGUACUUUGAUAUUACCUCUGACCAUUGGGAACUUGCGAUAAGCCUCAUCAGCUCAGUUCUUACUUCUGCUGUGCGUUGCUUUAGCUGACAUAUCCUGGGCUGUGUAUGUAGGUCAGCGUGUACUUAACAUGUAGCUCCUGUUUUGAACAAGAGCUCCUCAUUGCUCUGUUUGGUAAAGAAAAACUAACAAUGCACCAGUGUGAAGUUAACAGUUGUUGCCAGUUACAAGCAGGAGAGGUACAAGGCCGUAUUUCCCAGACAGUAGGAUAGUAUGUGUAGUGGCCUGCUGUCAGUUUCAUGCAUUCAUACAUGAAUGACAGAUCUUUGUGCUGUCUAUUAUGCUGCUGUUGGUUCCACACCUCUGCUGGCCAAGUAUUUAUGUUUGUAAUUGACUAAUAAUUCUAUAUGUUUUAAGACAUUUUUACAGGUCACCUAGUCCUGUCAGUUUGUACUUUUCUAUUCACCUCAGUCUAGGGAAUCAUACACACCGCUUCAGAAUCAUUACAUGACUAAAACAUCUCCAUGUUUUCUCAAAAACCAUUCAGACAUUCUUCAAAUUUCACUGUGACAUCCAGUGUAUUAUCAGUUUUUUUGUCUAUGAAGGAGUCCCAAAUAGAAACUUGCUGAAAAAGUAAAUCAUGAUUUCCUCUUCCAGAAAGGUUCUGUCUGAUUUUAGGAUGGUAAAAUUCUUAUUUCUCUUUUGCAUUGACUUGUAGAUUAUGUUAUAAACCAAUGUAUAAUUUAUAAAGCUAUACAUGUAGCUGUGUUAUUUAUAUAUGGAUAUGCAACUGGGGCAGUUUGCAGAAUCUCACCUCAUUUACUAGUGGGCAUUAGUGCUGUACAUGUAAUUGUAUUUAAAACCCCCAUAUGUCAUGCACAUGUGAUCUUAUCCAGGUAGUGAUAUAAUGUGUGCACUGUUUGACUCUCCAUCUUAUUCAGAGUAGGAUUUAAUUACUGGAUAUGGGUUAGUACUGUAACAAAACACACACUGAAGCUCAGACUCCUGGUUUAGUACUGUCAAGCUUGUGCUAUCUGUGUCAACGUCUCACUUCAAGAUUUAUCCAGGGAAGGAAUCAACACACCACAGUCCAUGGUACAUAUGUAACAGAGAGCUUCCACAGAGCCACAGGAACUAGAUCCUAAGCUAUAUCUUACAGACAAUCCAGCCACUUGGAAUCAAUGGCUAGAUAUGAAUUAUAUGGAAUAAGCUUAUCUCUUCUGUGACAUUUUAUGCUAGUUGCCGGUGGUUUUGCACAAAGAUAUUCCCUUUGGCUGUUAUCAUCCCAGCAAGGUAGCUUAUUUAAGGUUAUCUUGAAGUUACCAUGAAACUAAUCAAUCCCAGGUGGCUCAUACAGUAUCUGGAAAUGUUGGAUUUUAUGUAUAAGUCGUAAAAGCAUGUUUUCACUCCAAAAAAAACCUCAUCCCAAGAUGCAGAACAAAAAGUGGCCAGUGUUGAAUUCCCCUUUUCUUGUUCAGUGUGAUUAUUAAAACAAAUAAGGUAUUGAAUCGUUGAGAAGCGGUUCUCUUCUGGAUGGCUCAUUUCCCAGCAGUGUAUGGGUAAGAGGAUAGAUUUGAAGAAUAAGACAAGGUGCUGAAUAAGUUCUGAGGCAAUCUCCAGGUUUGUUUGGGUCUUGAUGACCUUUGACUGGAUGGUACCCAUAAGGCUCUUCGUGUGGUUUUACAUGAAGUUUGGUUGCGUACAUGUAGAUUUAGUUUGUGACUGAGACUGACUACAGUGAGAUAUUACUUUUCAGUGCACCAUAAAACGCCAAUCAAUCAAUCCAGUCAAUCUUCAUGUUCAUGUACAUGUGACAUGUUGCAUCAUUAUGUAUAGUUGUUAAUAGCUGGUUUUAUUUUUAUUCCUGUGCGUCAUUCUUUCUUGUGAUACAAUGUUCUCUGAGGUACAUGUACAUGCCAUGGGAAACUACAGUGCCAUAGGUUGACCAGUGCACAAGGCUAUCUUCCCUGAGGGAAACUAUGGGCGAGGCUACCUGCUUCUGUACAGUGAGUGUCAACCUUAUUUUAGUCUAGUGAGCUUAAACGGUGGUACCUAUAUGUAUAGGCCAAGAUGCAAAUUUCUCAGCAGAAUGUUCAAUUUAACUUGUUGAAUAUUUUCCAGACUUUGUUAGACAGGUGUGGUUGGUUGUCAUGUAACAUUUACAUGUAAGUGUAACAGUAUUUAAAGUCAUGAAAUGUUUUGCUGUUAACUUAAAUGCUGGACAUCAUAAGACUGCUGAGCAGGGAAAUUUGGCAACUAGAAUCUGAUGAGUACCAUAGUUUACC
This is a messenger RNA of Liolophura sinensis, 7764 nucleotides long. RefSeq names its product phospholipid-transporting ATPase VA-like. Gene Ontology annotation, molecular function: ATP hydrolysis activity; magnesium ion binding; ATPase-coupled intramembrane lipid carrier activity. Gene Ontology annotation, cellular component: plasma membrane. Gene Ontology annotation, biological process: phospholipid translocation. Lineage: Eukaryota; Metazoa; Mollusca; Polyplacophora; Chitonida; Chitonidae. The record is from RefSeq and is a predicted model, not a curated record. The coding region runs from base 571 to 4191 and encodes 1206 amino acids. The transcript is spliced from 22 exons.